UUGAUCUCGAAAAUUCUAUCAUGCUAUUGGUGAAAGUAUAAAUACAGGUCAGCGCGUCUACGCGGCAGUUUCGAACACUACUGUGAAGUGGCAAACAUUGGUGCGUGUAAAAAACGUUUCAAAUGGUCGGAAUAGGAAUUGAUUUGGGUACUACCAGUUCGUGUGUGGCGGUAUGGAAGAAAGGUUCAGUGGAAGUUAUAACAAAUGAGCAAGGUAACAGAACGACGCCAUCUUUCGUCGCGUUUACGACCCGGGAACGUCUCAUUGGCGAGGCAGCAAAGAAUCAGGCGACUUCAAAUGCGACAAACACAAUUUUUGGCGCGAAACGCUUGAUAGGUCGUCGUUAUGACGACGUUUCGGUGCAAAUGGAUUUACGCCAUUGGCCAUUCGAAGUAAUCAACGACAAGGAUACUAUAAAAUAUGUGGAGCAAGCUUUAAAAGAAGCAAGAAUGAAGAAAGAAGAUAUCAAUGAUGUUAUACUUAUUGGGGGUAGUACGAGAAUACCAAAGAUAAGAAGAUUAGUUCAAGAAUAUUUCGAUGGAAGAUCAAUAUCAUCAACAUUGAAUCCAGAAGAAGCAGUGGCUUGUGGUGCUGCGAUCCAAGCUGCUAUAUUAUCUGGUGAAAGGCACAAGAAGAUACAGGAUCUUUUACUUGUCGAUGUUGUGCCAUUAUCACUAGGUGUUGAAACAGCUAGGGGAAUGAUGUAUAAGAUAGUUGAUCGUAACACACCAAUCCCUUGUCGUCAGACCAAAGAUUUGACAACAUUAGAGGAUUACCAAAGAAGUAUGACCAUAGAGGUGUUUGAGGGUGAAAGAGCAUUGACCAGAGACAAUAAUUUAUUAGGUGUCUUUGAAUUGGAUAACAUACCACCAGCUCCAAGAGGUAUUGCUGUAGUAGAUGUAACUUUUGAUAUUGAUGCUAAUGGAAUAUUAUCAGUUUACGCACAAGAUAGAAGUACGGGCAACAAAAACGGAUUAAUUGUGACAAAUGAACAUCGAUUGAACCAGCAAGAGAUUAAUAAAAUGAUAGCAGAUGCUGAGGCAUUCAAAGAAGAAGAUAGAGAGAAUAAAAGAAGAUUAGAAGUGAGGAAUCAACUGGAAGGAUAUGUUUAUAGCGUGAAACAAACUGUGUCGGAGAAUAUCGAAAUGUUAUCUGUCAAAGAAAUAUCAACAUUGACUAAGGAAUGCAAAGAUGCUAUAGAAUGGUUGGAAUUGAAUCCAGAUUGCUUGAGAGAAGAGUAUGAGAGGAAGAUGUCAGAGUUACUGACACAUUGGUCUUUUGUUAUGAGAAGAUUUAACUCCAUUCGACAUACAGCGAAGAGGCAAAAAAGUGAUAAUACAGAAGAAAAUGACACAGCUAUAGAAGAAGUGGAGAAUGAUGAAUGAAUAAUUUUAAAUCGAUGGUU
Messenger RNA from Papilio xuthus (Asian swallowtail), 1405 nucleotides. Its product is annotated as heat shock protein 68-like. The transcript is spliced from 2 exons. Bases 123 to 1385 code for a protein of 420 amino acids. The record is from RefSeq and is a predicted model, not a curated record. NCBI's taxonomy places the organism in Eukaryota, Metazoa, Arthropoda, Insecta, Lepidoptera, Papilionidae. Gene Ontology annotation, molecular function: ATP-dependent protein folding chaperone; ATP binding.